AUGGCAUACUUAAUCCCCCCCUCAACUCUAGAGAACCAGUCCUCUAGCUAUCUCCACUCCCCACCCCUCAGAAGCAACAUAACACCCGGCGAUGUAGGAAUCCUAAGAUCAACCCUUCUACCCUCCUUCGCCCUGUACUCCUCCCUCUCAUUAGCAACCUACAUCGCAGCCGAUGCAACAAACAGAGUCGAACUAAAAGACUGGCUCUGGCCGUCCGCCCAAGUCCUCAAUGCCUGGUGGACCGCCAUCGGCCAACCAAUGACCAAACACGGCAUCUCAUUCGGAACAGCUUACGCAGCUCUCCCAUGGACGAAAAGGGUUCUCCUAAGCUGCGUCGCUAUCUGGGGCACGAGGCUCUUUGCCCGGAUCGCGUAUCGGUCGUUUUCUCGCGGGAGAGAUGAUGCGCGGUACGAGGCAGUUAAAAAAGAGCCUGGAUUUUGGAAGGGUGCCUUUUUAAGGAUCUUUUUACCGGAAGCUGCGGUGUUGAGUGUUAUCUCUUUGUCGUUCACGGUUCCGUUUACUAUGGAUACUGGGCUUUCGAUUGGGGAUGAAGUGGUGGAUGUUGUGAGGGCACUUGCUGUUGGGGUUUUUGGUGCUGGGUUUGCAUUGGAGGCUAUGGCGGAUAUGCAGCUUGCGCUGCAUCGACAGGAACGGACGGAUUUGUGUCGGCAUGGUGUUUGGGGUUUGGUGAGGCAUCCGAAUUACCUUGGGGACACUUUGGUUCAUGUUUCUUUCGCUUUGCUUAACAUGGCUGGUCCAUUCAAUCCGGUUGUGAUAUUGGGCCCUGUUGCGAACUACCUCUUCCUUCGGUUUUUGGGUGGUGACAAGGAAACUGAGGCUAACCAGGAAGAGCGCUAUAAGUCUCAGGAUCCACAUAAAUAUGGACAGCUGCGACAGUGGCAGGUAGAGAAGAACAGUUUUUGGCCUGGUUUGCGGGACUUGGUGAAUCCAUGGGCAUUGGCUGUUGCUGGUUGCGGUUUUAUCGGUGUGGUUAUUGAGGAGGGAUUUAGAUGUACUUAUGAUAUGUAA
Messenger RNA from Penicillium griseofulvum, 1029 nucleotides. Its product is annotated as DUF1295 domain protein. Gene Ontology annotation, cellular component: membrane. The transcript has 2 exons. The record is from RefSeq and is a predicted model, not a curated record. NCBI's taxonomy places the organism in Eukaryota, Fungi, Ascomycota, Eurotiomycetes, Eurotiales, Aspergillaceae. Bases 1 to 1029 code for a protein of 342 amino acids.